AACACAACACACCCUCACCUCACCAAACUCUAGCUGUCAACCCCCUGCGUCAGAAAAGAAAAAGAAAAAGAAAAAGAAAAAAAGAAAAAAAGAAAGAAAAGGAAAGAGAUAAGGGGGGAACCGAGGAAGAAAGGGGAAAGAGGAAGACGACGCCGGUGGGCAUCGCCACCACCGUCACUGCCGUUCGUGCCUCCCGUCACUGCCAGCUUCGUCGCCGAGCUUCCAUGGCUGCCAUCGCCGUUCCAUCAACACCACCAAUGGAGGUUCGCCAGGAGAGAGAAGACGUGCAAGGAGAGAGAAGACGCGCGAGGAGAGAGGGAGAACCAUGGCCAGCCACAUUGCCGUCACUGCCGGAGCUUCCUUCGCCGCUGCCAUUCGGUCUGCCAUGGAGGAGAACACAGUGGGAAAGAAAUCGUUCCUCUGUCACUGCCACUGGCAAAGUUUCUGGGUAUCGAGUAUGGCUCUGUUGUCGCUGGAACCUCCCCAAAGCUACUACUGUUCGGUUCAGCUAUUCCUCUUCAGUUACAGGUCGAGUUUUAGUUCUUGCAUGCUGAUUUUAAUGGUUGUUGCAUGCAACACCAAGCUGCUGCGUUGUCGCUGGAGCUACCGCUACUCCAUUCUUUCACUUAUUCGUAAUUACAAAAAUAGUCAGAUUUGAUGCCGCUGAUUUCAGGCCAAGAGAAAAGAAGUUCUUAGAUGUGUUUGGUUUUAUGGGUUUCGACUAUUUAAGGUAGGGACUUUUUUUUUUAAAAUAUAUUUUAUAUUAUGGAAUUGUUGUAGAUUGAUAUUGAUGUGUGUAAUACAUUUUUGGUGAUUAUGUGAGUAUUAUGGAUUGACCGAGUUAUUUUGGAUGAAUAUGAUUGUUUACUUGAUUGAAUUCUUGAUUAAUUGAGUUGGCGUUGUGAUAGUUAACGAAAGUUUGAUAAUCUGAUUUAUAUAUUUAUAUUGAGAAAUGGUUUUGUGAUGGAAAUUUGAUUUAUAUAUUUAUAUUGAGAAAUGGUUUUAUGAUGGAAAUUUAAUUUAUAUAUUAUAUUGAGAAAUGGUUUUCUGUUGGAAAUCUGAUAUAUAUAUAUAUAUAUAUGGAGAAAUGAUUUUGUAUUAGAAAUCUGAUCUAUACGUUUAUAUUGAGAAAUUGUUUGGUUUUGAAACUGUUCAAAAGGAUUGAGAAAAGUGGUUUGGAUGGAACCCUUGAAGGGUAAUAAAGUCCGAGUUUUAGGGGAAGUGCUGAUGAAAUUUUUAUUAGUUUGGACUUAAUUAAGUGAUUGAUUUAAGAAUAAAUUAUUUUUGAGUCUUUUGAAAGAGGCUUAAAUUUAAAAUGGUUUUGAAGUUAGUUUGAUGAUUUUGGUUGAAUGAAAAGGAGUUUUAUAAAAAAGAAAAUGGUUUUAAGUGAAGUUGCUUUAGAGGUUUCGGAAGAUGUUAUGGAAGGUGGCAUUGGUUUUGAAGAAAAAUGUUCUUUUUAGAAAAAAAGUGUUUUGAAUGGUAUGAUGUAUGAAAAAUGGGAUUUUGGAAAGGAUGAAAUGAAUAUUUAACUUGUUUUUAAAAGAAUGAAUUUGGAAAAAGGUUCAUUUUGAAUAUGCUGAGCUUUUGGGUAAAAAGUGAUUUUUGACUAAAUUUGAUAGAUCAUAACUUGGUCCUCAAAUCUCAAAAAUUUGUGAAACUUGAUUUAAAUUAAAACUGAGUAUAACGAGUUUAUGAUGUUCGAAGAAUGGACGAAAAAUGAAUUUUUGAAACAAAGUUAUGAAGGUUUGAAAACUGGGCUUUAAAACUGAAACCUAGAAAUUUUGUAGCAGACAUCCUAUUUUCUUGAAAAAACUCUGUUUUUAACCGUUUAGCUUUCUCGACAAGCUUGUGAUCCCUGUAAAACCAUAUGAUGUUUGAUAAUUGAUUUUUAAACUCUGAAAUGAGUGUAGAAAAAUUCGAUGAAUUGAGUUUCUAAAUGGUUUGCAAACCGGACCGUGAAUUUUAGAUUAAAUGAGAUAUGGAAGUGAUUCUUGGCGAGAUGUGAACUGAAUACGUUUUAUUUUUGAAAGUGAAUGGGCCAAGUAUGAUUUUGAAUCGUGAUGAAUAUGAGUUUAAAGACUUAUGGUUCGAUUUUGAUUGUGAAUUUAAGUUUGAUUGAUUGUGGCCUAAAUGUCUGGAUUGGUAAGGUCUGGGUAUUAUCCCAUUUGUGUGUUGAAUUGAUAAUCAUUUUAACGCACUCUGUGGAUGCGGUGUGAUGUGAUCCACUCCGUGGAUGCGAUGUGAUGUGAUCCACUCCAUGGAUGUAGUGUGGUACGAGGACGUCGAUGCAUAUCACCCACAUUCUCUCGGAUGAAAGGUGAGAUGGCACUCUUUAUUGAAAUGAGACGGUAUUCUCUGUUUUCUUGGCAUGAUUUGUACCUCCAGAAGAAGUUGAGAUGACACUCUCUGUUGAGAUACUGGUAUCAUGACUUAUUGAUUUUUCCUCCUGGGGAUGUGCAUCGAGAGACUGAUCCAUGAGACGCCAAGUAGAUUUUGUGUCGGGUUUGGCAUAAUAACCGACAUGUGAGCUCAUGGUCAAUAGGACAAGCAUGCAUAAUAUGUAUCUAUGUGACAUUGUUUGGGUGUGCAUAUUGUAUUUGGUUUGCCUAUAUGAAUACUUCUGUUUAUCUGCUAAUUGCCAAACUUGGCGUAAUUGCUCUUA
Messenger RNA from Arachis ipaensis, 2662 nucleotides. The record is from RefSeq and is a predicted model, not a curated record. Lineage: Eukaryota; Viridiplantae; Streptophyta; Magnoliopsida; Fabales; Fabaceae.